GUAACGUGAUUGCUUCUUCGGAAGCAGAAACGUGUAAACGCUAUAAAACGCGGCGGCGCGGCGGGCAGCUCAGAGCGUGCGGCGAGACGGAGCUCUUCUCUUCUUCUUCCUCCUCCUCCUCCUCCUCCUCUGCCGCCACCGCCACCGCCCCGGCAGCCGCGCAGCGGGGCAGGGCGCAGCUCCGCAGCUCCGCUCCGCUCCGCGCCCGCCCAGCCAGCCCCACCGACGGACUCGCGGCUCCGUGGCGGCCAUGGAGCACCGCGGCGCCUCCCCGCUCCUCCUCGCCCUCGCCCUUCUCAGCGCCCUUUGCUGGCGGGGGCGGGCGCUGCCCCCCCGGGGGGCCGCCUUCCCCCCCGUCCCGCGAUUGGGAAACAGAAUGCCAUUUGAUGGAGCCAGUGAACCUGACCAUGCCCACGGAUCAUUAAAGUCUGAGUCAGACAUUUUGCAGAACACACUACCUGAAAAUGAGAAAUUCUAUUUUGAUCUGUCCAGAAUUAUUGACAGAAAUGCAAGGCACGCUGAUGGAAUUUUCACCAGUGUCUACAGCCAUCUUUUGGCUAAACUUGCUGUGAAGAGAUAUCUGCAUUCGCUUAUUAGAAAACGAGUUAGCUCCCAGGACAGUCCUGUCAAACGCCACUCUGACGCUGUCUUCACUGACAAUUACAGCCGCUUUCGGAAGCAAAUGGCUGUGAAGAAAUACUUAAACUCAGUUUUAACUGGGAAGAGAAGCCAGGAAGAGCUAAACCCCGCUAAACUUCGAGAUGAAGCAGAUGUUCUUGAACCUUCCUUUUCAGAAAACUAUGAUUCUGUAGAUGAGCUGCUGAGCCACCUCCCACUGGACCUCUGAAGGACACCUGGUUAAAGUCUAUGACAAGAACAAGCUAUUUUUGAGUUCCACAUAGUAUUUCAAAGAGAUGACUUCAGUCAUCAAACCAGAACAAAUAUGUUGUGAAGUGAAAGUUGUGAUAUAUUUGUUUCUUAUGUAAUAAAAGUUGAUAUUUACAUUGUAAAUACUACUCUAGAGUUCUCUACUGAAAGCUGUACAUAUGGAUGCCAGUUUAACUCAUGAAAAGUCUGUGAGUCCAUAUGCUGUAAAUCCUUUACUUCAAUAAAUUCAUUUGAAAACGAGUAUGCAGCUGAAAAGAGACCAUCAUUACUAAUUAAUUGGCUUAUUUUAAGUGUGGUACAACUUCAGAUAAGCCUGUAUGAUAAUAGGGAUAUAUUUCCAAAUAACUUCAAUAAACAGGUGUAAAAACAUGAGGAAAAGCAUGUGCAAAGUGUGUAAAACUGCAUUACUAAGAUCUCUGAAGGUUACUGCCAAGCGGAAGGGAAUGCUUUUCUACCAUCUUACCAAGCACCUAGGGAAAAUGAAAAAGCAUUAAAAAUUAUUUGGCCUCCAGCAGCAUCUUUCCUUCCUGCUCACAUGUUUAAUAUUUCACAAUAUACAAGGUGUAUUAAGACCAGAAAUGUAUCUUUUAUCUUCAGUUGUGUUUUGGAUGCUCUGGAGCUGACAAAUCAUGCAGAGAAUAUUAU
Phalacrocorax carbo (great cormorant) is the source of this 1533-nucleotide messenger RNA. Lineage: Eukaryota; Metazoa; Chordata; Aves; Suliformes; Phalacrocoracidae. The record is from RefSeq and is a predicted model, not a curated record.